This is a messenger RNA of Paralichthys olivaceus (Japanese flounder), 4340 nucleotides long. The record is from RefSeq and is a predicted model, not a curated record. Lineage: Eukaryota; Metazoa; Chordata; Actinopteri; Pleuronectiformes; Paralichthyidae.
GGGGUGUACGGGGGAGAAAAAAAAUGAUUAAUCUGUCAAAGGCGAAUUUGUUUUGGAGAUGAGAGCGCGACGUUAGAAGCGAGCUUAACGUUAGAAGCCCCCUCCCCACCACCAGGCACAGCGUCAAUUAAUGCGCAGGGUUUUUUUGGGAGACUGGGGUCGAGCCGAUGCGCCGCCAUAGCAGGUGGUUCUUGUGUAAUCGUCCGGGGUCUCGUCGCUCGUCUCCGCUGCCUGGUCUGUCGUUUCAGCACUGGACAGCGACCGGGACCGAGGGCCGCUGAGAACACCGAGGGAAUCCUGAGGCGGGUCGGUGCGACCCUCGCUUGGCUCGGGGCAAUGCGCGGCUAGAUGACUUCACUACAUCAACAAGCACCGCGGUAUCCCGGACUAAUAUAGCAGCGGCGCACACCCCCACCAUCCUCUCUCUCCUCUGUCCUCUCCUCUCUCUCGCCAUUCGCUGAUUCCGAGUCCCUCCGUCCCGAGGCACCAUGGGAAACCGUGGCAUGGAGGAUCUGAUCCCACUGGUCAACCGGCUGCAGGAUGCCUUCAGCUCCAUUGGCCAGGCCUGCAACCUGGACCUGCCGCAGAUCGCGGUGGUCGGAGGCCAGAGCGCAGGGAAGAGCUCCGUGCUGGAGAACUUUGUCGGCAGGGACUUUCUACCCCGUGGAUCUGGUAUUGUCACCCGUAGGCCACUGGUUCUGCAGCUUAUCAGUGCCACUGCAGAAUGGGCUGAAUUCCUCCACUGCAAAGGAAAGAAGUUCACAGACUUCGAUGAGGUUCGCCAGGAGAUCGAGGCGGAGACAGAUCGAGUCACUGGGGCCAACAAAGGCAUAUCUCCUGUCCCCAUCAAUCUGCGGGUUUACUCCCCACACGUACUGAACCUGACUCUCAUCGAUCUACCGGGGAUCACGAAGGUGCCAGUGGGAGACCAGCCUGCAGACAUCGAGCAGCAGAUCAGGGACAUGAUCAUGCAGUUCAUUACCAGAGAGAGCUGCUUGAUCCUGGCUGUCACUCCAGCCAACACUGACCUGGCCAACUCUGAUGCCCUGAAACUGUCGAAAGACGUUGACCCCCAGGGAAUGAGAACCAUUGGAGUUAUCACCAAACUGGAUUUGAUGGAUGAGGGCACAGAUGCCCGAGAUGUGCUGGAGAACAAGCUGCUGCCGCUGCGAAGAGGUUACAUUGGAGUGGUGAAUCGUAGUCAGAAGGACAUUGAUGGGAAGAAAGACAUAAAGGCAGCGAUGGAAGCUGAGAGGAAGUUCUUCUUCUCCCACCCAAGUUACAGGCACAUGGCUGAAAAAAUGGGCACCCCCCGCCUGCAGAGAGUGCUCAACGAGCAACUGACCAACCACAUCCGGGACACCCUGCCAGCUUUCCGCAGCAAGCUGCAGUCCCAGCUGUUAGCUCUGGACAAGGAGGCCGAGGAAUACCGUGGAUACCGACCUGAUGACCCGUCUCGUAAAACCAAGCAGCUGUUGCAGAUGGUGCAGCAGUUCUCUGUGGACUUUGAUAAGAGGAUUGAGGGUUCAGGAGACCAGGUGGACACAGUGGAGCUGUCGGGUGGAGCUAAAAUCAACCGCAUCUUCCAUGAGCGUUUCCCCUUUGAACUGGUCAAGAUGGAGUGUGAUGAUAAGGAGAUGCGACGCGAGAUCAGUUACGCCAUCAAGAACAUCCAUGGUAUCAGGACUGGACUCUUCACCCCCGACAUGGCGUUCGAGGCCAUUGUGAAGAAGCAAGUCAUAAAGCUGAAGGAGCCCUGCAUAAAGUGUGUGGACAUGGUCAUCCAGGAGCUGAUUAACACAGUGCGCCAGUGCUCCAACAAGCUGGAAUGUUUCCCAAGGCUGCGCGAGGAAACUGAGAGAAUUGUGACGUCUCAUAUCCGAGACAGAGAGAGUCGCGCCAAGGACCAGGCCUCCUCUCCUCCUGCAUCAGGCCUGAUUGUCAUCCGUAAAGGCUGGUUGACCAUCAACAACAUCAGCAUCAUGAAGGGAGGAGCCAAGGAGUACUGGUUUGUGCUGACUGCAGAGAGCCUCUCCUGGUUCAAGGAUGAUGAGGAGAAGGAGAAGAAGUACAUGCUCCCCCUGGACAACCUGAAGGUCCGCGAUGUGGAGAAGAGUUUCAUGUCCAGCAAGCACAUAUUCUGCAUUUUCAAUACGGAGUCGAGGAAUGUGUACAAGGACAAUCGCACCUUGGAGUUGGCCUGUGACUCUCAGGAUGAUGUGGACAGCUGGAAAUCUUCUCUGCUUCGUGCUGGAGUUUAUCCUGAGAAGACGAUUACGGUUGAGAGUGAGACCACCACCACCUCAGAUAACUUCUCUAUGGACCCUCAACUGGAGCGUAAAGUGGAAACUAUUCGUAACCUGGUGGACUCCUACAUGGCUAUUGUCAACAAGUGCAUCAGGGACCUAAUGCCCAAGGCCAUUAUGCAUCUCAUGAUUGGCAAUGUGAAGGACUUCAUCAAUGCAGAGCUAUUGGCCCAGCUGUACUCUGCAGGUGACCAAAAUGCCCUGAUGGACGAGUCUCAGGAGCAGGCCCAGAGGAGGGACGAGGUGCUGAGGACCCACCAGGCCCUGAAGGAGGCGCUGGCCAUCAUUGGAGAUAUCUCCACCUCCACCAUCACUGUUCCCGUGCCUCCGCCUGUUGACACAUCCUGGAUGGGAGACACCGUUGGUGGGCGCAGGUCUCCUCCAUCCAGUCCCACUGCCCCCAGGAGGAUGUCUUCAGGCCAGCGCCCAGCUCCCCGAGGGGCCCCGCCACCGCCAAAUCGCCCAGGACCCCUAGGACCUUUCAAUAACACUGCUGACAGCCCGCAGGCUCCCAGCCGCCCAAACAGGGCUCCUCCUAGCAUCCCUAGCCGGCGGCCCCCUCCGUCUCCUACACGACAAGUUCCACCAUAAUCAUCCAAAGAGGGUUCCUCUCCUCUCUUCUCCCUCCGUCAUCCUCAUCCCUCCUCUCUUAGCCAUGGCUCGGCUGGCUGUUCUCUCCUUAGUGCAGACACUGUCUUUGACCCCCUUUGACCCUCGAUUUCCUGCCAGGUGACGGUGUCCAUAUAUCUAUGUACAGUAUGGUACUUGUCUUGUGGUGUAUGUAAAUGUGCGCUUGUUGCUCGCCUGUGGUCCAGGUUUGCUUAGCAGAUCCACUACCCACCAGUCCCUGGGACCUCUACACCCCCCUCACGUACCCCUCACCAAGUCAGCCAUCAACUCCACUUGCUGCUUCUACAUGAAAAUACGCUCAGCAGUCGUACUGCCCUACUCAUUCCAAAAUGCAGCAUGGCACAUAAGCUGCUUUUAUUGCAUGGGAGUGUGUGUGUGUGUGUAUGUAAACAGGGGAGGGACUAAUUUGCCUAUAUGUAGGCUGAGUUUGAUUUAGUAUUGUAUUAAUUUAUUGUAUAUUACUACCCUCUCCCCACAGUAAGUGUUAAUUAUCAGCUUAAUGUUCUCAUAGGAACAGAAGUUGUAUCUUAGUAUGUGUGUGCGUGUAUGUGCGUGUUUGUGUGUGUAAGAGUGCGUGAGGACAUGUGUGCAUGUGCUGUCUGUCUGCACGUUUGUUGGCGUUUCAGUUGUAUUUGUUUUCAUGGUCAAAGCUGUUAAUGAUGAAUCAUAAAACCCCUGCAGUUAAAUUUAAUGUUGGACUUUUGUGAGUUGUUCCUGUGUUGUAGUAGCAGCCAUACACACUUAGCAAGGUUGAGGAGCACCUUCAGUAUUCUCUUAUAUGGAAACAGCCUCAAUAAUGCAUUUAACCUUGUCAUAGGUAUCCACCUGUGCUGUACCAAUGGUCAACUUGUGACCCAUGCAGCCUUACGCUCUGAUCCAGACACUGACUGCUGUGAUCUAACUUGCCACUUGAAAAAAUAAAGAAAUUAAUAAAAACAGUUGUGACUUAAUGUGGCAAAACACAAGUUGAAAAAAGAACAUGCAUUGCGUGUUUCCAUUUAGCCUAUUUCUCAGGUCUGACACAUGCAACUCCAUGCACAUCACACACUACCAAUCUCUUCUCUCAACUCUUCUCAUUUCCUCUAUUCAAAAACCAUCAAAGCCACGUCAGUCAGUCAGCAAGUGCAUCAGAGCUUAAGGUGCUGUUGUCAAUGUUCAAGUGCUUCUCUGUCAGGUUGUUAUUGUGUAUGUGGGCCCAAACUGUGUUCUGAUGUAUAUAGGUAAUGAUAAGGAGAUACUGUACCUGUGGACUAUAAAGACCUCAUCCAGGAUCCUAGCGCUUUAAUCGUUCUCUGUCUCUAUUCACUUAAAUGCUCUCUUCUCUCUUUAGACUGCCUUACCGGCAUGAAUAACAAUUCUGUAUUGCCAAAGCUAAAUGUAGAAAGAGAAAUGUGAAGUGGGGGG